Molecule: messenger RNA, 1090 nt
Organism: Coregonus clupeaformis (lake whitefish)
Lineage: Eukaryota; Metazoa; Chordata; Actinopteri; Salmoniformes; Salmonidae
Exons: 5
Coding region: 265-828 (187 amino acids)
Source: RefSeq, a predicted model, not a curated record
GGCUAGACUUGAGCAAGGCAGAGAAGGCUGUGUGUGGGGCAUCCGGCGGUGCUUUGCUGGAGGUAGGUUACAGUAAGUUGACAGUUGACAGUGGUUCUACUAGCUAUCAGAAGUGGUAGGAAACAGACUAAAAACAACAGCACCUCUCCGAGCGAGCUCCAUAUGCAGUAGAUAGAGAAGGCAACAGGUCAGGGAUAACAGUGUAGGACAAUUCUUAGGUUGACUGGAGGUUAGACUGGGACCAAUAGUGCAGGUACUGCAGCCAUGCAACACCAGUCAUACCAGCCACUGCUUCUCACUGGAAACAAAUACCUGCAACAGAAGUGGGACAAGGCCUCAUAUGAAAUACAUCUGAGAAAGGUCAAAUCAGCGAAACCCACCAUCGACACAACUGCACCUAAAACCUAUGGUCAUCUUGCCCUCAAAAUGAAGAAACAGAAGCUUGAGGAGCAAAGCAUGUCCAAAAUUCAGAGGGAAAACAACAUGCUGCUUGAGAAAAUAUCUCGCAUCAUGAAGACUACUGGUCACAUCGACAACAGGAACGACUAUGAAAACAAAAGUCUCUGCAGAGAGAUGCAACAGCAAGAGUGGCUCCGUAUCACCAAAGAGAACCAGUUAAUCCUUCUUCGUCUGACCCAGUGCCAGCCUCACUACAGCAUUAAGGACUGGCAUGAGGACUGGCUCAAGACAAUCAAGAUCAUGGAGAGCAUUGCACGAUAUCCACGAAGAGUUAGUGACAAAAAGUGUAACAGCUGUUUGAAAAGACCAACUGAGUGUGAGGAGGGGGAGGAAGAACCUGAUCAACAGGAAGAGGAGGCGGGCAUGUAGGAAACACCUGAGUCACCUGACACACCAAACAAAGGUCCUACAUCUGAAAGUCCCUCAAAACCUGACCCCCCUCACACACCUGACACACUAAGCACAUCUAGCAGACCUGACUCACCAGGCAAAGACUGAGAAUAGGUUUAAGCACAAGGACAUUAUAGAGGGUUGAAGUAAUUUUCUGGCUAUUUGGUAGAUUAUUUGCAUUUGAAAAUGUAUUACUGGCUUGUAUUAAAGGAAUGUAUAACUUCUCGUAUUGGGAUCAGAU